Messenger RNA from Trichoderma virens Gv29-8, 252 nucleotides. RefSeq lists its product as uncharacterized. NCBI's taxonomy places the organism in Eukaryota, Fungi, Ascomycota, Sordariomycetes, Hypocreales, Hypocreaceae. The record is from RefSeq and is a predicted model, not a curated record. The transcript has 2 exons. Bases 1 to 252 code for a protein of 83 amino acids.
AUGGUCACUCAGCCAGUUAAGAUCCCCACCACCAACCCGGCCGUUGCCAGGGUUCUCCCCGUCGUCAUGACCGUCGGCAUUGUCUCUGCCAUCGCAAUGAACGUCCGCUCGCAACUCAAGACCCAUUCCGCAACCCAAGACCGCUUCUUCGCCCAGUACAAGAACCCCCAGAGCGAAGCCGUUCGCCAAAAGGUGUUCGAUGGCGCUGUGGAGGACCCCCGCAAGAGCUGGUUCAAUGUUCUGGGCUGGUGA